This is a messenger RNA of Rodentolepis nana, 720 nucleotides long. NCBI's taxonomy places the organism in Eukaryota, Metazoa, Platyhelminthes, Cestoda, Cyclophyllidea, Hymenolepididae. The record is from the annotation of a GenBank genome assembly.
AUGAACGGUUCUGCUAAUUACGAUGCUCUACUAACAGGAUACGUCGGCGAUCCAAAUUUCUUGCUUAAACUGGCUGAAAUAGCCAAAGAUAUCAAAUCAACCAAUCCACAAAGCAGAUUUUAUUGCGAUCCUGUCAUUGGGGAUAACGGCAAAAUCUACGUCCCAGAGGAAUUAAUUUCUAUUUAUAAGGAGAAAAUUCUUACUAUAGCUGAUGUUCUUAUGCCAAAUCAAUUUGAAGCAGAGCUUCUGACCGGAUGUAAAAUAACCGAUGAACAGUCGGCUAUUAAUUGCAUUGAUACUCUCCAUUCCACUUAUCGAAUUCCCACUAUCAUAUUUACCAGCACGGAAUUACCCUUCGUUGAUGAACACGGAGAUGCACUUCUCGCUACUUACAUAAGUCAUCAGCCAAAGUUAGCGGAAGAGCGAAAGUGCAGACAGUUUUCCGGUGAUUAUUCUCGGGAAGCUCAAUUGGUCAGAGCUCUCUUCCCCAAACUAAAUGCAACCUUCUUUGGCACUGGCGAUCUAUUCGGUAGUCUUACCCUGAUCUACUUUGAAAAACAAAAUGGUCAAUUUGACUUGAAAGUGAGUUUUAAGGUUUGCGAUGCCUUGGAACUGUUAGUAUGCCUUAGUGUUUCGCCAAUGAUUACAUCCACCACAUUUUUGCAAUAUUCGACGCCAGUUUUUACGAAGAUUAGGUUCCAAGAUUUAUACCUUUCUUAA